Molecule: messenger RNA, 1964 nt
Organism: Eucalyptus grandis
Lineage: Eukaryota; Viridiplantae; Streptophyta; Magnoliopsida; Myrtales; Myrtaceae
Product: beta-glucosidase BoGH3B
Exons: 8
Biological process (GO): glucan catabolic process
Molecular function (GO): beta-glucosidase activity
Source: RefSeq, a predicted model, not a curated record
UUAGCAAAACAAAGAUGGCAAAGCUUUCAUUCCUUUCAAUGGGGAUGAUCCUCUUCCUCUGUUGUUGCUCCGCCAUUGCCGGAACGGCGACAGCCCAUCAAGGCCACGCGAGGUACAAGGACCCCAGUCAACCCAUCCCCACGCGGAUAAGAGAUCUAAUGGGAAGAAUGACCCUUCAAGAAAAGAUUGGCCAGAUGACGCAGGUCGAUUACUCCGUGGUCACCCCUGAAGUCCUGAGGGACUACUCCAUCGGCAGCGUGCUCAGCGGCGGAGGGAGCGUACCGUUCCCCAAAGCCAUGGCUGCAGACUGGUUGGACAUGGUGAACAAGUUCCAAAACGGUUCUCUCUCCAGUCGCCUCGGGAUCCCGAUUAUCUACGGCAUUGACGCAGUCCAUGGGCACAACAACGUAUAUCAAGCCACUAUAUUCCCGCAUAAUGUCGGUCUCGGGGCUACAAGGUAAAGAAUUGGGGCAGCAACAGCACUCGAAGCUAGGGCGACGGGGAUUAAUUAUGUGUUUGCGCCAACCAUUGCCGUAUGCAGAGAUCCGAGAUGGGGCAGGUGCUAUGAAAGCUACAGCGAGGACACGUCCGUUGUUCAAGCCCUGACGUCAAUCAUCCCUGGAUUGCAAGGCGAAAUUCCGGCGGGGGGACGUAAGGGAGUGCCUUAUCUCGGGGGAAACGACAAGGUUUUGGCCUGUGCAAAGCACUAUGUGGGAGAUGGGGGCACCACAAGGGGCAUCAAUGAGAACAACACAGUGAUCGAUUGGCAUGGACUGUUGAGCAUUCACAUGCCCGGUUAUUACAAAGCCAUAAUCGAGGGCGUCUCUACGAUCAUGGUCUCCUAUUCAAGCUGGAAUGGAGUGAAAAUGCACGCCGAUCGCUUUCUCGUCACGGACUUUCUCAAGAAUACCUUGAAGUUCAAGGGCUUCGUAAUAUCCGAUUGGCAAGGUAUUGAUAAGAUCACCUCCCCACCCACUGUAAAUUACACAUACUCCGUUGAGAAGAGCAUCGAAGCUGGGGUCGACAUGGUCAUGGUUCCUUACAAUUAUACGGUGUUCAUCGAUGCCCUGACCCGAUUGGUCAAUGCCAAUGUGAUCCCCGUGAGCCGGAUUGAUGACGCUGUCCAGAGGAUUUUAAGGGUAAAAUUCAUGAUGGGCCUAUUUGAGAACCCUCUAGGCGAUCGGACCUAUCUUUCCCAGCUUGGAAGCCAGGAGCAUAGGAAUUUAGCAAGAGAAGCAGUCAGGAAAUCACUGGUUCUGUUGAAGAACGGGCAAAAUGCGGAGCCCCCAGUAUUGCCGCUUGCCAAGAACGCCUCUAAGAUACUCGUCGCUGGGACUCAUGCCAACAAUUUGGGCUACCAAUGCGGUGGUUGGACCAUCACUUGGCAGGGUCAAAGUGGCAACAACAUAACCAGUGGGACCACUAUCCUAGGUGCGAUAAGUAAGGCCGUGGACGUCGACACAGAAGUUGUCUUCAGCAAGAACCCCGAUGCCGACUUCGUCAAGUCGCAAAACUUCUCUUACGCCAUCGUCGUGGUCGGGGAGCUGCCCUACGCAGAGACAGCGGGAGACAGCACGAACCUGACGCUGGCAGUGCCUGGUGAGAACAUCAUCUCCAACGUGUGCUCGUCAGUGAAGUGCGUGGUGAUUGUGGUUUCGGGGAGGCCACUCUCGAUCCGGCCGCUCGUGGCGCAUAUUGACGCUCUGGUGGCGGCGUGGCUGCCGGGGAGCGAGGGAGACGGGGUGGCCGACGUCUUGUUCGGGGACUACGGAUUCACCGGGAAGUUGCCGAGGACGUGGUUCAUGACCGUGGAUCAGCUUCCCAUGAACGUAGGCGACCCUCACUACGAUCCGCUGUUCCCAUUUGGUUUCGGACUUACCACCCAACCCAGUGGGGAGCAAUGAGGGAGAUACUGGGAGAGUGUAACUGUUCUUUUGGAUUUUAGGUUUUGUCUCAAUUUAUAA